GUUUGUAUCAUCUGUACUAUCUCUAGAUUGGAGUCCUAGAAACCAAUGCGUGUUUUGCAACUUCCUCAAUUGCAUUGCAUUUGUCUUUGGAAUUACUGCUUCUUCUAGCGCCUUUAGUUGCGUCAGUAGAUUCAAAAUCAGCAUCGGCCGACUGAUGUCAUACCGACGAAAAGUUGGUGAACGUGGCUGCAGACCAUACGCGAGCGUCCUUCGCGUAGUUCACCUCUACGGUUUGUCUGACCCGUUCGUAGGCACACGCUGCUGAAAUGGCACCAACUGUUGAUCCCGCUAUCAUCGAGGCGCUGGGUCUUGACCCGGCUGCUACCAAGAUUGCAUCCCAUGGAGGAUCCGGUUUCGCAUCAACGUCCAAGCUGUCGUCUAAGGUCAACGGACAGGAUGUGAACUACUUUGUAAAAACUGGGACUGGCGCGGAUGCGGAACUGAUGUUCAAAGGAGAACAUGUUUCACUCAACGCUAUCCACUCGGCAGUCCCAAAUUUCUGCCCAAAGUCUCACGCACAUGGCUCCUUGAGAGACUCUCCCAACAUAUUCUUUCUGGUAACAGAAUUUCUCGACCUUGGGUCCUCAGAAUCAGGAGGAUCGGGCCAGUCCUUCGCUCAGAAGCUGGCUAAACUACACACUACCCCAGCCCCAAUACCAGAAGGCUUCAACACCCCGAUGUUCGGGUUCCCAGUAACUACUUGCUGCGGCUCUACCCCCCAAGACAACUCGUGGAACUCCUCAUGGUCAGACUUCUACGCCAACAACCGGCUGCGCAGCGUCCUCCACGCGGGCAUCAAAUCAAACGGCCCAGACGUCGAGCUUUCCAACGCCACCGAGAAGACUGCGAGUGUCGUCGUUCCACAUCUGCUGGGAGAGGACCGGCUUCGAGGGGUAAAGCCGGUGGUUAUCCAAGGCGAUCUAUGGAGCGGUAACCACAGCCGGGGCCGGAUCGCGGGGAAAGGGGGCGCGGAGGAGGUGGUGUAUGACCCCUCUUGCGUCUACGGCCAUUCUGAGUACGAGCUUGGGAUCAUGAAGAUGUUUGGUGGGUUUCGUAGUGAUUUCUGGAAGGAGUACGAGGAUUUGGUGCCGAAAGCUGAGCCCAAAGCUGAGUGGGAGGAUCGGGUGGCGCUCUAUGAGUUGUAUCACUAUCUAAAUCACUGGGCGCUGUUUGGUGGGGGUUACCGAAGCGGGGCGUUGGGGAUCAUGAAGAAGCUCAUUGCGAAGUAUGGCAAUGCGUGAUAGCGAUUACCCGAGUACUGAGUUGCAACGCUUCUAGAUGUAUCCUUACCAGAAAUUCUAUAUACUCAAGGCAGCGAAGGAAGCACGAGGGACUGCAGCUGUGCACGACAGAGAGCCCGGCUGAGAUGCGACGAAACAUAUAUUCAUCACAAUGAAACAUUGCUCA
This is a messenger RNA of Pseudomassariella vexata, 1407 nucleotides long. Its product is annotated as fructosamine kinase. The transcript has 3 exons. The record is from RefSeq and is a predicted model, not a curated record. NCBI's taxonomy places the organism in Eukaryota, Fungi, Ascomycota, Sordariomycetes, Amphisphaeriales, Pseudomassariaceae. The coding region runs from base 267 to 1241 and encodes 324 amino acids.